Molecule: messenger RNA, 1166 nt
Organism: Pelodiscus sinensis (Chinese soft-shelled turtle)
Lineage: Eukaryota; Metazoa; Chordata; Testudines; Trionychidae
Gene: COQ7
Product: coenzyme Q7, hydroxylase
Biological process (GO): determination of adult lifespan; regulation of reactive oxygen species metabolic process; regulation of gene expression
Cellular component (GO): nucleus; mitochondrial inner membrane
Molecular function (GO): 3-demethoxyubiquinol 3-hydroxylase activity
Source: RefSeq, a predicted model, not a curated record
GCGUCUCCGCUACGGGGCAGGUUAUGAAAGAAAAUGGAAUUUACAGACAGAACAGACUUCUUUAAGAUUUUAUAGUACUGGAAUGACCUUGGACAACAUCAACAAACCAGACAUAGAUCGCAUUAUCAGGGUGGAUCAUGCAGGGGAAUAUGGGGCAAAUCGUAUUUAUGCUGGGCAAAUGGCUGUACUAGGUAGAACUACAGUAGGACCAGUCAUUCAGCAAAUGUGGAAUCAAGAAAAGGACCACCUGAAAAAGUUUAAUGAGUUAAUGGUCACAUUUAGAGUUCGACCUACUAUUUUAUUGCCUUUCUGGAAUGUUGCAGGGUUUGCUUUAGGUGCUGGAACUGCUUUACUUGGAAAAGAAGGUGCAAUGGCUUGCACUGUGGCAGUGGAAGAGAGCAUAUCAGCGCAUUAUAACAAUCAGAUGAGAACACUAAUGGAGGAGGAUCCAGAAAAAUACAAAGAAUUAUUGCAGAUAAUAAAGAAAUUCCGGGAUGAUGAGUUGGAGCACCACGAUAUAGGGCUUGACCACGAUGCAGAAUUGGCACCAGCUUACUCACUUUUGAAGACUGCUAUACAAAUUGGAUGUAAAGCUGCAAUAUUUUUAUCAGAGCGAAUUUAGAACUCUAUUUUUCAAUAAGAUAAAAGAUUAUGGUAUUAACUUAAGACUUAACUAGUCCACUUGUGAAAUUAUGUGAAACUAAGAUAUUUUAUACAGUAACUGACUUUUUUUUCUUGUUCUUUUUAUAAAGGAUCUGAUUCUGCCAGUAUUACUUGUUCAAAAAGUGUUUUCCUCAAAAUGAGUGGGGCUAUAUGUGGAGUAUCAUACUUACAAUGUGAGUAUGGAUGGUAGAAUUGGUCCUUAUUGACUAAUUCUAAAGUGAAAUUAAAAGUCUGGUUUUUAACCAAAAAAAUCUGCUGGUUUUGCAAAUAUUCACAAGGUGACAGUAAAGCAUGUAUCUAUGUAAUGGUACAUACAUUUAGUAUUAGCCCUCUGUACUUGUAUAGACUUUUAUAAAUGAGCUAAUCCUUAAGUUUAAUUUAAAACAACAUAUUUACCACAGUUUUAUUUUCAGGGGAAAUAAAUCAAAUUCUGUUAAGAAUGUUUCCCUCAAAUAUGUCUCAAAUAAAGAUCUGUUAUUACAGGGCUCUGUUUCAUUGAUAUA